AUGGCACAUACGUCGUUCAUAGGUCACAUAUCAAGUCCCGAAAAUUUUAGCUUUGGAUUUAAAGGCACUGCCGAGAUAUGCAACGAUCUUUGCGGCCGAGAGAGUACGCGGAACUCGGAGAACGGAGAGAGGAAAACACUUUUUGGCCAUAUCUUUGCCAAUUUCGCGCGGAAAAAUUUAAUUUUUUGUGGAGACAUUACUCUCUACAGUAGAAAUAGACACAAAAAAUUUCAUGGCAAAAUUCGAAAAAAAUGUUGUAUUUUUUUGGCCAAGUUUCUGUCUAAAAAUCUCGGUUGUUUCUGCAAAGUGCGAGCUAAAAAUCUCUUAUAUUCCUCAGAAAAAAUUGCUCUAAAUUUGUCCCAAGUUUCAUCAAAAUUUCAACGCCGCACUUGGAGGAGUAUACAAUUGCAUACACAUAGUAUAAUAUACAAGUAAAACACAAUCCAAUUGAAACCCCCUCAUUCUUUUGUUUGUUUGAUUUGUGGCUUUUGCGGGGCCCGUCUUUCUUCAGCCUAACGCCCGUUAAUUAAUGCAAUUGAAGAGAGUUGAGUUUCAAUGUUUAUUUCGUAUCAGUCGGUCGGGAAAAUAAUAUGGAUUUGCAAACGUUUCAAAUAAACAAAUAUACAUCUUCUUGGUCAAUUUUGCAAUAUGUUUGUGAAGUAAACACCUAUGAUAAGGCUUUUAUUUCAUGUGCUUCGAACACUUCUUGUGGAAAAUAUCAUCAAUUUUUACCGUAGCUUUACAAAACCCCUAUCUGAGUUCGACUUGACAAUGCAGAGCUUGCCAUUUCACGGUCCUUUUGUUCUUCAAAGUCGGUAAUGACCAAAACGCAUCCAUUGCGAGUCGAAAAAUUUGGGCCAAAAGCGUGAAAUUGUUCGGUUAUCGCAAUGUUGAAAAAGUCGUAUUUUCUAAUACUGUUUUUUGUGAUCCUCCAAAAUAACAAUCUUCUUCACUUCGCUCAAGUUUAUGAAGACAAUUUUGAGGAGGAAAAUUGUGACACUACGGCGACUAUUACCGCAACUACAACAACAUCCCAUUUGACGACAACUACAACGUCUGAGUCGAAAAAAACGACGGAAAAGACGACUGCGACAACUACUGGUAUUUUCAUAAAGUGCAUGGACAUUUUUUUGUGUUCGCACAGUGCAUUUUAAAGUUUCUCCCAUGCUCGUCGCCAACGCACAGUGCAUUUUCCUUUUUUCGCACAGUGCAAAGUGCAAACCUCAAAAAAAGCCGUUUGCACCGUGCAGACUCCCGGGCCGCCGCGGCGACGUAAUUUGAAACUCGCUUUUGUCGCAGCGAUAAUUUGAUGCACAGUGCAAACACAAAAAGGCAAAAUGCACGGUGCAAAAUGGUGAUUCCUUGUUUACGGUGCGGGCCACGUCAUUUUCCCACGCUUGUCGCCAUCGCACUGUGCAUUUUCCUUUUUUUGCACAGUGCAAAGUGCAAGCCUCAAAAAAAGCCGUUUGCACUGUGCAAACGUUUGAAAAUUUUUUUGCUCCGCACUGUGCAUUUCAAACUUUUUCCCAGGCUUAUCGCCAACGCACAGUGCAUUUUUCCCUUUGCGCACCGUGCAAAAUGCAAUCCUCAAAAAAAACCGUUUGCACUGUGCAAAUUUUUAAGCAUUUUUUCGCACAGUGCAUCUUCAAUUUUUGCGAAACCAAAAAAAUGUCGAUGCACUUUACAAAAAUACUAACGUAAACGCCGUUGAAGACUUUGAGACAACUCUUCCAGAUCCUGAUACUACAACUACCAUUCCUACAGAACCUACAACUACUCCAUGGGAUGAAACUACAGUAGCCCCGGAGACGACGACAAGCCCUACAACUGAUCCUUCGACUGAAACAACAACGCAAUUUGUGGCCUCUACUACGACCGACGAAGAAGGCGAUUAUGAUGGAGAAGAUGGGAAUAGCAGAGAAAACAUUGGUAAGAAAACAAACAUUCAGGAAUGGAAUGCACAGUGCAGCCGUAAAAAUUUUGUAAACGCACGGUGCAACAAAAAAGAUUUCAGACUGCACAGUGCAAACUCAGCGACAACUCAUUUCUGUUUGCAAGCGCAAACUCAGCGACAAAUCAUUUCAACUUGCACUGUGCAAGAAUAAAAAUAUUGCAAGCGCACGGUGCAAUAAAAAAUAAUGUAGAUUGCACAGUGCAAGGUCAGCGACAAAAAUUUUCAUCUUGCACCGUGCAAGAAUAAAAAUUUUUCAAACGCACUGUGCAACGGAAAAUUUUACGGAAAUGCACUGUGCAAAGCCAGCGACAAAUCGUUUCAGUUUGCACAGUGCAGAAAUAAAAAUUUUGCAAUCGCACGGUGCAACGAAAAACAGGCAGAUUGCACAGUGCAAACUCAGCGACAAAUCGUUUCAGUUUGCACAGUGCAGAAACAAAAAUUUUACAAACUCACGGUGCAACAAAAAAGAUUUCAGAUUGCACAGUGCAAAACAGCGACAACUCAUUUCAGUUUGCACAGAAAUUUUGAAAAUGCACGGUGCAACAAAAAAAUCAGAUUGCACUGUGCAAACUCAGCGACAACGGAAUUUCGCAUGCACUGUGCAAAAAUAAAAAUUUUAUAAACGCACGGUGCAACGCAAAAUUUUGCGGAAAUGCACUGUGCGGCCCUCUUUUCUUAGUUCGCACGGUGCAAAAAGAAUAAAUUUUUUUGAAACUGCACGGUGCAAAGGCACUACAUCAAAAGCGAAAUGCACUGUGCGAAAUUUUUGAAAAAAUAGAAUGCACAGUGCAGUGCAGCGACAAAAAAAAUAAAAAAUAAAAAAUUCGAUAUUGCACAGUGCAAACGCAAAAUUAAACCGUGCAGUUUUUUGCACUGUGCACAACAAAAUUAUUUUUCUAUUUUCAGAGGCAAAAUCGACCAAAAAAAUGCCCAUAAUAACUGCGACAACUCCUAAAAUUGAUGCAAAAAUCGACAAUUCAGACGCUGACUCUGAUUUCUCGGAGAAUUACGGGCAAAAUCUCCGAUCUUUUGCGAAUUGGGCGCAAGAAAGUUGGAAUGGCGAGAACACCUUCAAAGUUGACCUGUUCACAAUCGAUGGCACCACUUUACUCGGCAAUCUUACCUUGGGUUCGCCGCCGCUUACUGUGAGAGUAACUUUUGACCAAACCACGUUCACCACCUGGAUCACUGGCUAUCAUUGUGUCUACACGAAUGGAGUGACCUGUUUCACGCAGCUCCACAAAUACGAUCCAACGCUCUCGUAUACGGCAACGUUUCUGAAUCGCUCAAUGAUGUUGGAUUACGGGAAUGCGAUGGCAAAGGGGGAGUUUGUUCAGGAGUUGGUGGUGGUAGGUCAUUGUGAGGGUACUAGUCGAUUUAUUGUCAGCUCGGAACCCAAAUGUCCUCUUCGUUUCCAAUGUUUUGCAACAUUGGAGUGGCCAAUCGUCUGGACACCUUCUUUCGCGUGAGUUUUCAAACUUUAAAAAUUUUUCGCACAGUGCAGAAAAUUUAUUUUUUAUUUUUUUCGCACUGUGCAAGAAAUUUUUUCUUUUCAUUUUUUCGCACGGUGCAAGAAAUUUUACUUUUUAUUUUUUUGCACUGUGCAAGAAAAUGUUCUUUUCAUUUUUUUGCACAGUGCAAGGAAAUUUACUUUUCAUUUUUUUGCACAGUGCAAAUUUUGCGACUUUCAUGCACAGUGCAAGAAAAUUUACCUUUAAUUUUUUCUGCACAGUGCAAGAAAUUUUUUCUGCUCAUUUUUUCGCACUGUGCAAAUUUUGCGACUUUUUCAUGCACAGUGCGAGGAAAUUUACUUUUCAUUUUUUCGCACUGUGCAAGAAAAUUUACUUUUCAUUUUUUCGCACAGUGCAAGGAAAUUUACUUUUCAUUUUUUCCGCACAGUGCAAGAAAUUUUCACUUUUCGUUUCUCCGCACAGUGCAAGAAAAUUUGAUUUUAAUUUUUUCUGCACAGUGCAAGAAAUUUGUUCUUCUCAUUUUUUCGCACUGUGCAAAUUUUGCGACUUUUUCAUGCACAGUGCAAAAAAUUUUGGAACGCUUGCACAGUGCAUUUCUUUUCUUUUUUUUAAUCUUUUCGCACUGUACGUUCUUUUUGCACGGUGCAAUUUUGCUAUUUGCACUGUGCAAAACCAACUUCUAAAUUUUGUACGGUGCAAUUUUUUUGUCUUCUGCACCGUGGAAGACCCACUUCAAAAUUUUGUGCAAAAUCCAUUUCAACAUUUUGCACAGUGCAAUUUUUUUUCUGCACUGUGCAAUCAGUUGAGGAUGCGGACUCAAGAUGAAUUGUUCAGGACGUUCUCCUCGACGGAGUGGUUGGUCUCGCCUUCCCUCCAGCGAAUCAAACCGGAUUUCUUGAGUUCCUCCUCCACGCCCAGAUAUUUCAAAAGCCAAUCUUCUCGAUUUGGCUGAACCCGCGAAGAAAUUUGACGUCCGAUUUGGUCGCUGGGACUAUUGUGUUUGGACGGGCCGAUAAAAAGAAUUGUGGAAAUGUAAUAGGAUCUGCCAGGGUUGUAAAGAGACCGUUGUGGGAGUUCAAGGUAGGCCAAAAAUUGAUAUUUUUUUCAAAAUCUGUCUCACCACGAAAACUUGAGAUUUGUCAACUUGGUCCGUAUUUUAACUUUCUGAAUUAAUAACAGUGCCCACGGCGUUAUUAACACAUAAAAAAUUAAAAAUUUGCAUAUUUUUUAAAAAUUUUGAGUCCCGCCACGAAAACUUGAAACCCCUAAAGUUGGCUGAAAUUUCGGUUUUCCAGCUUGAUAAUGCCUUUCAGAAAUGUUUGAAGGUCAUUAGAAUCUUUUUCUAUCCAAAAUUUGAGUUUUUUCCCAAAAAUUUGGUCCCACCACGAAAACCUGAAAUCUCUCAAAAUGAGCGUAUUUUUGAAUUUACGGACUGCCUGCUUCUUUCUAAGCGAUUUUCAGACCGUUAUAAUUUUAUUCGCCCCAAAAUUUGCAUAGUUUAAUCGAAAUUUUGGGUCCCGCCACGAAAACCUGAAACCCCUCAAAAUGGCUAUAUUUUUGAACUUACGGACCAACUGCAUCUCUUUAGGCGAUUUUCAGGCUAGCCUAAUGUUUUCACACCGAAAUUUGCAUAGUUUAAUCGAAAUUUCGGGUCCCGCCACGAAAACCUGAGAUCCCCCAAAUUGACCCAAAUUUCGAUUUUUCAGAUUGAUAACAUCACUCUGAACAAUUUUCUGAUCCGCCGCGAGAUCAACGCCAUCUUGGACAUGGGGAGUUCGCAUAUUUUUGUCCCCAAAAUGGACUUGGCCAAAAUCAAAAAAGUGCUCAAACUCAAAAAUACAGUACGAAUCCCAUGCAAAAAGUACAUGAAAUUGGUUCUGCGUUCGAAUCGGACCAGACUAAUCAUGAAAAACAACAAUUUGAUGCGCUUUUUGGAGAGAAAAAAGACCAAGAAGUACUGUAACUUGGAGAUUCGAGAAGGCGCUGAUGAUGUGUGGAUUCUGGGAGCCACAUUUUUCCGCCGAUUCUGUGUGAUUCACAACUUUUUGAAGGGAAUUAUCGGAUUCGCAGAGCAUUUGGAUUAA
Bursaphelenchus xylophilus (pine wood nematode) is the source of this 5510-nucleotide messenger RNA. The record is from the annotation of a GenBank genome assembly. NCBI's taxonomy places the organism in Eukaryota, Metazoa, Nematoda, Chromadorea, Rhabditida, Aphelenchoididae.